Pistacia vera is the source of this 1960-nucleotide messenger RNA. RefSeq names its product dihydropyrimidinase-like. Bases 154 to 1758 code for a protein of 534 amino acids. The record is from RefSeq and is a predicted model, not a curated record. Gene Ontology annotation, molecular function: dihydropyrimidinase activity. The transcript has 13 exons. Gene Ontology annotation, biological process: pyrimidine nucleobase catabolic process. Lineage: Eukaryota; Viridiplantae; Streptophyta; Magnoliopsida; Sapindales; Anacardiaceae. Gene Ontology annotation, cellular component: cytoplasm; cytosol.
UGUAACUAAUGUAAGCAUCAAAAUGGAUUUUCAAAUGUCAAACAAAAAACCCCGCUCACAAAGCCAAUAGAAAACCAGAGAAGAUAUUGCAAUUGUAUAGAUGCCGUUCAGUGGACCGAGAGCGAGUUGACUCAGCACUCAUUAUCAUCAGCCAUGUCCUCUCAACUCAUCUCUCUCGCUUCACUCCUUCUUCUUCUUUUCACUUUUCCUUCACAGUCCGAGUCAGACAAUCUGUUUUGUGAUGCUGGGACUGUACAUGGUGAGCCCAAGUGUGGAAUAAAAUCAUCUUCAUCAUCAUCAAAGAUCUUGAUCAAAGGAGGAACAGUUGUGAAUGCUCACCAUCAGGAGAUUGCUGAUGUUUAUGUGGAGGACGGGAUCAUUGUUGCUGUUCACCCUAACAUCAAGGUUGGUGAUGAUGUAACUGUUCUGGAUGCUACUGGAAAAUAUGUUAUGCCAGGAGGAAUAGAUCCUCACACGCACCUUGCUAUGGAGUUUAUGGGUACUGAGACCAUUGACGACUUCUUCAGUGGUCAGGCAGCAGCAUUAGCUGGUGGAACAACGAUGCACAUCGAUUUUAUUAUACCUGUCGAUGGGAGUUUAACUGCUGGUUUUGAAGCCUAUAAGAAAAAAGCUAAGAAUUCCUGCAUGGAUUAUGGUUUCCAUAUGGCAAUUACAAAAUGGAAUGAAGUUGUUUCUGAGGAAAUGGAAGUUAUGGUCAAGGAGAAAGGUAUCAACUCUUUCAAGUUUUUCAUGGCAUACAAGGGCUCUUUUAUGAUCAAUGAUGAUCUCCUGCUAGAAGGACUCAAGAGGUGCAAAUCUCUUGGUGCCUUGGCUAUGGUCCAUGCAGAAAAUGGAGAUGCAGUAUUUGAAGGACAGAAAAGAAUGAUUGAACUUGGUAUUACUGGUCCUGAGGGACAUGCUCUUUCAAGGCCCCCAUUGCUGGAAGGAGAGGCUACUUCUCGUGCAAUUCGUUUGGCCAAGUUUGUAAAUACACCUCUUUAUGUUGUUCAUGUGAUGAGCAUUGAUGCAAUGGAAGAAAUCUCUAAAGCUCGAAAAUCAGGGCAGAGGGUUAUUGGAGAGCCUGUAGUUUCUGGAUUAGCCCUUGAUGAUUCUUGGCUAUGGGCCUCAGACUUCCUCACAGCAGCAAAGUAUGUCAUGAGUCCUCCUAUCAGAGCAUCAGGACAUGACAAAGCUCUACAAGCUGCCCUUGCAACUGGAGUUCUGCAGCUUGUAGGAACCGAUCAUUGUACUUUUAAUUCUACACAGAAAACUUAUGGCAUUGAUGAUUUCCGAAAAAUACCAAAUGGUGUCAAUGGCAUUGAGGAGAGAAUGCAUUUGGUUUGGGAUACAAUGGUGGAAACGGGCCGAAUUUCCGUGACUGAUUAUGUCCGCAUAACAAGCACUGAAUGUGCUAGGAUCUUCAAUAUAUAUCCCAGGAAAGGAGCAAUUCUUGUUGGAUCUGAUGCAGAUAUAAUUAUUCUCAACCCAAAUUCAAGUUUUGAAAUUACUGCAACGUCUCACCACUCUAGAUCAGAUACAAAUGUCUAUGAGGGCAGGAGAGGAAAGGGAAAAGUUGAAGUGACGAUCGCUGGAGGACGGAUUGUCUGGGAAAAUGAUGAAUUGAAGAUUGUUCCUGGAAGUGGAAAGUACAUAGAAAUGCUUCCCUUCAGUUAUCUUUACGAUGGAAUUGAAAAAGCAGAUGCUAAAUACUUUUCUUCCCUCAAAGCUCCAGUAAAGCGUUUUACAUCCACAGCUUAGAAUUAGAUUGCAGGUAAUUGUAUUUUCUCUUAUCCUGUAGAUAAAAUUAGAAGGAAAAUUAUACCCAGUGUUCAUGUUUGUAUUGAGUUUGUGCAGAGUGACAAAUAAAUAAUGUUUCAACAGCCUGUGCAUUCCAUUUGUCAUAUGUAUUUGUAUACAUUGUUGGAUAAUAUAAAUAAAGUUCAUAUUCUUCUAGUUAUAA